Molecule: messenger RNA, 846 nt
Organism: Theileria orientalis strain Shintoku
Lineage: Eukaryota; Apicomplexa; Aconoidasida; Piroplasmida; Theileriidae
Exons: 3
Coding region: 1-846 (281 amino acids)
Molecular function (GO): protein binding
Source: RefSeq, a predicted model, not a curated record
AUGGAUAAAACUGAUGUUCCAAAUAGAAUUUGGAAGGAGGUCAUUGAUCCCUCAUCUCGGUCAAUUUAUUAUUGGAAUGUUUUAACGGGAGAAACGACCUGGCAGAACCCUUCACAUGACGAUGCUGUUUCUUUACCCUUCACUGAAAAAAUAUCUCACGAUUCCAAAGUGGUUAUAGAUAAGUUAACCCAUAAGGUGGAUAGAAUCAAGUUCUUUUUUGAUGAAAUAAAUUUAAUCCAUGAAGUUUGUGAUCAUCUUAGAAACGAAGAGAUAGGUUCUAUCAAGGAAUUGAUAGAGCAUUCAUUAGAUGGUUUGAAUCAACUCUUAGAAGUCGCCACACCUAAAACAAAAAGUUACAACAAGUUUCUAGAUUUAAAGAAGUUUUUAACGGAACAGAGGAGUUAUCUGAAAAACAAUUCAGAUGUAUCUGAUGAAGUGUUCGAUAGGAUAAAUGAUGUGUCAGAAGAGAUUGAAAGGAACUUGGAAACUAUCAAGAAAUUUGACGUUAACAAUGACCACCUCUUGGACGGGUAUAAAGUGUACAUGGAGAAGAGAAAGCUUGAGCCAAUAAAUCAACCUGAUUUAUCGAUUGAUAAUGAAAAAAAGGUUUCACCUAAUCAGAAUUUGGAUUAUAGUAACUCUAAAGAUGUAAAGGUUGAUAAAAAAAGCAUUCUUAAGUCCAUUCAUGAAAGGUGGAAUAGGGCAUCUGAAAUCAUCGAUGAACCUGAUAGCGAAGAUGUUAGAGUUGAGUACAAGAAAACAAAGGGUUUUAGCUUUGUCAACACUGAUGAGGAUAAUCCUAAUCUGGUGCCAAUAUCUAAGCCUUGGUACGAGAAAGACGAUUAA